AAUCCCUAAAUCCUCCUCUCCUUGUAUCAAAUCAAACAUAGAGAAAACGUGGAGGUGGAGAUUUCUGAUUCCUGAAAAUUAAUUAUUAGAAUGGCGAGAAUCAUGAAGAAAGUUGUUGCAUCUUCGAUAACUCCGGUACUCCUGGCGUAUACGAGGAGGACUCCUCGUAGAAAUUACAGCACUUCUUCGAUCUUCAUCACCCCGCAAUUGAAGAACAAUAAUACGAUUAGCCGUUUAAUUUAUCAAAUUCUGAAUCCAACUCGUGACUUGUCUUCUUCUCUCGGUAAUAAAGGAUCGUCUGGAUCUGUGAAAAUCAUAUGUACCGGCGAGGAAGCUGCUGAACAUCUCCUUAAACAGGUUCUGCAGACACCAAGUGAAUUUCCCUUCAAAAUUGAAGAUAAACCAGGAGAGCAAACCGUAACAUUGACUAGAAAAUACCAGGGUGAUGACAUCAAAGUCAUAGUGCACAUGCCUGUCAAGGAAAGAGGUGAUAAAUCGGUUGACCAGAAUCACGACCACCAACACAAGAAUAGUUUUAGUGAUCCACAGUCCAGCAUUCGCUUAGUUGUAACUAGUACGAAUUUUCUUGGGACUACUUUGGAGUACGGUGUCAUUGCUUAUCGAGAUGACUUUUCAAUAGACAGUUUCUGUAUAAAGUAUGUGAAUGGUCUAGAAGAAGAAAAUAUCUAUUACAGAGGGCCUGACUAUGUGAAAUUGGAUAAGAACUUGCAGAAAGAAUUCCACAGACGUCUGAAGAUCAGAGGGAUCAUACCCAGCACCACCAACUUCUUACAUGAGUACAUGGCAAACAGAGACAUGUACUCAACAGACACAUCCAGUUCUCCUCCUACUACUACUGCAACUCCCACUGAUCAACCUACUCCUGAAUUCGUCGGAACAAGAUUGAUUAAUGAUGAAGGAAUUCCAGUCGACUAUGUAAUCGAAGUAUAUAGACAAAGAGGGCACCCACUUGUCAGCGCUGAGGAUAUCCGCAACAACGGAAAGAAUCCCGAAGACUUCGUUUGGAUUCCAUAUCCUUAUACUCGUAGUGAGAAGCUAUUGUGGAUUGAAGUUCCUAGGAAGGGUCACUACGUCUCUCGAAGUGAACUUGAAGACUACGGUAUUAAAGAUGAUGAUUCUAACUUAUUCCUUGAUGGCGAAGCUUACAACACGAAUCCUUACAGUUACAGUAAUUUACCUCCCAAAGCAUUUGGGGACCCCCCUUUCUUCUCAGAAGAGAUGGAUAAGAUAUUGUAUCCUGAUUUGAAAAAUAUGACUGAUCCUAAAAAGGCUUGGGAUGAACUUGGUGUUGCCUUUAAAGCAUACGAUGAUGAGAUGGAUAGGAUAAUGUUUCCUGAUGGACCACCUGUACAUAUGAGUGAUUCGGAUCUUGAAUAUUAUCAAGUAUAUUGUAUGUAAAUUUGAGAAUGAUUUUAGAUCGUGUGUAUGUAAAUUUUGAGACGUCUUUUAUUGCUCAAUUUCUUGUUUUAUAAUGAUUUUCAUCCCCCGA
Papaver somniferum (opium poppy) is the source of this 1510-nucleotide messenger RNA. RefSeq lists its product as uncharacterized. Lineage: Eukaryota; Viridiplantae; Streptophyta; Magnoliopsida; Ranunculales; Papaveraceae. The record is from RefSeq and is a predicted model, not a curated record. Gene Ontology annotation, cellular component: mitochondrial matrix. The transcript is spliced from 7 exons. The coding region runs from base 91 to 1419 and encodes 442 amino acids.